This is a messenger RNA of Varroa destructor (honeybee mite), 5071 nucleotides long. Its product is annotated as short-chain dehydrogenase/reductase family 16C member 6-like. Gene Ontology annotation, cellular component: lipid droplet. Lineage: Eukaryota; Metazoa; Arthropoda; Arachnida; Mesostigmata; Varroidae. Gene Ontology annotation, molecular function: oxidoreductase activity, acting on the CH-OH group of donors, NAD or NADP as acceptor. The record is from RefSeq and is a predicted model, not a curated record.
UUAAAUCCGCUAUUUUACAACAACAGCUAAUAUUACGUCUUAGAUUACGAUCAGUGCACCAGGAAUAUGAAAAAAAAGGGCCAAUAUAUUGUCUAUGUUAUUAGGAUCAUAUCGGCGAUACUGUGAAUAUCAAAUAAAAUAGUUAUUAUAUGUGACUGUUUUACCAAAAUUUCUUUCCAUCUAGUAUAAAUAUAAAAUGUAGCUACGCAUUUACGAAUUGAUACCUUAAACGCUGUAGAUAAUCAAAAUCGUUGUAAACGCCAGCUUGUAACAGCCGUUUAUCCCUAAAGACUAGAGUGAAUAUUUUUGUUAUAUAGUAUUCUUGCUUGUACAAGACUUGCUCACGGUCAAAUUAGCCGUCAAACAUCGUCCUUAUACAUCCUCAGCUAUUCACAAGAACUUAUCCUUAUGUAUCUAGCCACUAGCAGCUCAGCUGUUUCCAAGGUUGAACAAAUAGAGGCAUUUAUUUUAUCAUAUGCUAAAAAACAGGUCAACAUCAAUGAAGCCCGUGAGAUGUUUUCUGAUUUUUGUUCCGAAGCCUUAAAAAAAUGACCUCCAAUGUUGGUACUGUUUAUUUUGGUUACCUCGGUUAUCAAAUGAGCUUCAGGGUAAGCAAAUUCAAACGUCAAUUAGAGUUGUAGCUAGGUAGCCUACUGCUGGGCUAACCUCAUGUUGAGCGUGUUUCCUAUACUCGGUUAGCGGCGCUUGGUUCAGUUUGUUUUUAACGAAAUAAACGAGGCUUAGAAAUAAAUGCUGCACGAUAGUAAUGCUUUGAUGUUCUUUAGAAUCAACUGAUUUUGUCCACUGUGUUUAAUUAAUUAAAUUUUGAAUUAAUAUUUGAAACUCUAGGGUUUGUAGAAAUACAUCAUCAAUAGUAUGGCUUUUAGACAGUUAUCAAACAAGGUCCUAAGCAUAAUUUUCGUAUUUAUCUAUGUUCGGGUAUGGUAUGAUUUCAAGAGCAUAUCUGAUUUGCUGAAACUAUUGCGGCGUGUAUUCCGUCAGGUCACACCUUAAAAAUCCGCAUUGCUUUCUAAGCAACAAAUCUUGUGAAUGCUAAGUCCGCAGCCUUGUUGGUGAUAGACUCGUAUGUAUACGGCAUACCGAAAGUUGUGCAUGUACGGUUUUUACACGUUUUCUUUGGAUUGGAGAAGUUUCGAAGUUUUUGUGUCAAUAUGUACAAGACGUAGAAAGAUACGUGCAAUAAAAUGCGGCACGUUGCUUGCUUCAAAUAAAAGCAGAGGGACUGCCGAGCCGGCAACGUUGUUGUCGCGAAUUUAAGCCUCAUAACUUGCGUUCAACUCUAUGUAUACAUUGUUGUACUCGGUAACCUAGCUGAAUUUAACAACAAAACUAACAGCCAUUAUUAUUAUUAUUAUCACGACACAUUGUGAAGAUUGCGUGAUAUGAGAGAUAUUUCGCUUGUUUUUUUAGUUGGCUAAUCAGGGAAAGGCAAGACCGACGCGUGGCAUUUUAAGACAAAUCCUAUUCAAUCGUCUAGUUUAUUAUCAAUCCUUCAAGAAGUCUAAAGUUUAUUUGCGCAAAGGAAAUCUAGUUUGUCUAAUGAGAAAAAAUAAUGGUGAAUUAAAUAUUUUAAGAGACAGUCUGUAUUACUAUUUCAUAAAUACAAAUAAAUUUAAAUUUUUUAUUUCACAUAAUUUUGUGCCUUGUGCCUAACUAUCUUGUACACUAGAUUCUUCAGACUUGAAUUAGGAGUAAAAGCACUCGCUCUAACUAAACUGCCAAUAAUAAAUAUCGUCACCCUUUUUGAGGAAAGAUGUUAAUAAUCUGGAGUAAUCUCAGCAGUUACUGGAAUGCCGCCGAAAGAAAUAGCUAUGAAACUUAUUGAUCAUACAUAAUUGUAAUAAUAAGAAUAACAUUAUAUACGGCGUCGCCCUUAAAAAGCUUAGUUUUUGACCAAUCUGUGUAAGUGAAAAUGACCUAUCUACAGAUUCGCGACACGCAGAACGGAACCGACGUAUGACAACAAUAAUAGCAUGUGGCUUACAUCCAGACAGACACACGUACUAAGAGAUAGCCAACAGCCAUUUCCACUCUGUGUUUGCCUUUGCGGCCUGUCUGGUAAACUAAAUCGCACGAGUACGAUGCGUUGGGUAAAUAGCAGCACUGAACAAACAGUUUUCCCGCCAUUUGUACCACGCAAAUGGCAGAUACUAUAAUGAGCCCUGGUUAUACGUGUACUAACACAAGCUCAACCACAUCACGAUAAAGAGUUUGGUAGGACGAUCUCAAUCCAUGAAAUUCGCUUUGACGAGAAUGGAAGCGAACCUGCAAGCCGCCAAUGAGCUUCGUCGAAUGGGAAACAAAAAGGUGUUUUCAUUUCCCUGUGACGUCACCGUCGACGCGCAGGUUAGCGCGGUAGCAGCCAAGAUACUGAAGUUCUUUGGCAGAGUGGACAUCCUGGUACACAACGCGACCUGGUGGGAACCCACGGCUGUUUCUCCACUGAUCCAAUCACCAUCAGAGGCUAUUCAUCGGACGAUAAACGUCAACCUUCUUUCUCACUUUUGGAUGACGCGUGCCUUUCUACCUUCAAUGAUCGAACGUCGUUCCGGUCACGUCGUGGCUAUUUCCUCGCCGUCCGGGCUUAUUGGCAAUUCUGCAAGGUUUUCGUCGUUUUGCGCCUCGCAACAUGCCAUAGUUGGCGCUAUGUCAGCGUUAGCUGCUGAACUCGAGGCAUACCCCAGCAUUAAGCUCUGUAUUGCAUGUUGUCCUGUAACUGUAGUAACGGCCACGACAGAUACUAGUACCGUGACGACACAUCGAUUGCGUCUGCCUUCAGCUAUUCGUCGUCUAUUAGGGCUUGAAUUGCCCACGUUACGUGAGCAAGCUGCCGUUCUUGUCGACGGUAUUCGAAGCGACAAAGAGUACGUCGUCGUACCUAAGGGAUUCGUUCUACUACAGUUUCUCGAACAGCUUCUUUCGCAAAAGUUGUCGAAGUUCGCGCGAGAAAUGCUUCUCCUUGAGAAGGUGUCAUCCCCGCUGGCCGUGACAUCAGCGGUCGCAGCAUCUUCAAGUCGAGUUACCAAUGGAAACUCCUGUCAUUGACAAAUCAAAACCCGUUUAAGUAGAGUGUAUUCCAGGUUCUUCGAUCGCCCGAGGUACGGGCUAAGAGUCCUCAUAGUUAAAAGACUCCAAUGCUGGAAGCAGUUGACUUGUGCCUAAUAUCAACUAUAAACAGACUAUCGCAGAAGUAUCAUCGAGACGUUAACGACAGACCAUUAGAGAGAUGAUAAUCGAUGUUGGAAUCAGCUCAAGCGUCGCCUAUUGUUUUUGCUCAUUAUUUCAUAUUCCCAAUGACAGUUCUUCUAUUCGAGCGUAUUUAUCAUCAUCAGUGAUUUGACGACAAUAGAUGAAACGGAUUGGAAAAAUAGUGUGUUUGCACAAUACCAUAAAUCUGAUCGUGACAAAUCUGCCAUCGGAGAGAGGGCGGACUAUGGUAAAGCAUACUUUUGUCAGAUCGUUGUUUGCUUUAUUAAGCCGCCCAAAAUCUUCUAGCAACGCCUGGACCGGAGUUAGAAGCGAUGCUCUUAGCCAAACCGAGAUCGGCCACUAAUUCGUAAUAUAACACGUAAGAUACAUUUGAUAGUGGCAGUGUGUAAACAAAAGCAAUAAACAAUCUAUUCCAUAUGUAAAAGAGAUUUAUUGUACAAUUAAACCAAUUCAUGCGCCACAAUUGACCGAGCGUCUUCUAGUUGGUACGUUGCCUGGCAGAAAGGUAUUUUCUUUUUUCGAAAUUGAUUGAUGCCUUGCAGUGAUUUGUCAUUCUUCUCCUAGUGGUUUCUGUAGAGUACUUUUUGGGCAGUAAUCGCCCUAUUGCAUCCUGAUCUUCAUUAAUAGAUUUACAUUAAUCCUGCUACAGCUGAGUCCUUAUCUCCUGUAAAAAUAAUCUAUUUUUAAGAUAGGGUGGUAGUAAAUUGUGGAAAAACGUAAACUAGAAGUUUUAGCUGAUUUACGGACGUUUAGCGUUUUACGUUUAGACUGCUCUCUUCAUCACACGACUGCGUUCGUACUUUAAACUCUACUGCAAUUACUUUUUAAAGUCAUAUCCUGCGCGAAUGCACGAUAUUCCGUAAAAGAACAAUGGAAUGGACUGUAUUCUUCUAUGAGAUUAAAAAUGUAGCAGAAGUGAUGGAAACGACUAAGACAAAUUGAUUUACCGGUUACGUAGAGCGGACACCAUAUCGUAUCAUUCUACAGGCAGCGUUAGUCGAUGCGUAACACCGACGCUUUUGUCCCAAGGAAGCUAUUAUAUUUUGGCUUGACCUGAUUUGCGAAUUCACUAGUUGGUUACGAUAAGGCCAAGUUGGUGGCCGGCUUGCUGGUAGGUAGGGCCUUGUUCGCACCAUAUUCAUGUAGUAGAUUUGUUUUGUCGAAUCGCUACGUGUUCGUCGCCCUGGCGUUAACUGGCACAUGACCAAGUCGUUUAUCGUUGAUGCCUUGUUCCUGCCAUAACUUGGAAGUUUUUUUUAACUGUAGAGAUACGUCACUUUUACGAAGCUAAUUUCAUAUAUGAUACAUAUUAUAUAUGCAUUAAAUUGACCAAAAUCUAAACGUUUACCGUUUUGCAUCGCUUCCGCCCUCAAAUGCUUAUUCGUGGCACCCGAUGAAGUCGAAUGUAAACGUUCUAUAAAUACACGUACAUAUAAGUAUGUUGAUCGUGUUUAAUCUAGACAUAACCUUGAAUUUAUAUCGUUUAUGAGAAAAGGUGGUCGACAAACCUUACUACAGACGUUUUAGAUUAUCAACCGUGAACAGAGUUCCUUCCCGCCAGCUAGACGACUUCCUUGCUAGAUUCUAAAUGUUUUUCCAUCUUAGUCGUCUUAAUCUGCCUACAUUCUGUACAGAGUAUAUUAUUUCUAUUAUAGACGAUAAUGCAGGUGAUGCUGGCGGCGAACUCGACCGUAUUUAGGAGGGACGUUAAGAUGAGAGAAGAUCGAGAAGUAAGGAAAAGACGAAAACAAUCAAAUGAACGAAGACGAGAUUAAUAAAAUAGAGGAUAAAAUAAAGAUAAAAUCUUCUAACGAACUCACGUGAAUAGAAAAAAAAUACA